Molecule: messenger RNA, 876 nt
Organism: Neltuma alba
Lineage: Eukaryota; Viridiplantae; Streptophyta; Magnoliopsida; Fabales; Fabaceae
Product: metallothiol transferase FosB-like
Exons: 2
Coding region: 1-588 (195 amino acids)
Source: RefSeq, a predicted model, not a curated record
AUGGAGAUCGAGGAAAUAGGCAGCCAGGAAGCACUUCCCCUGCUCUCGCUGAAUCAUGUGUCCCUGUUAUGCAGAUCCGUGUGGGACUCUGUGAGGUUCUAUGAAGACGUUUUGGGCUUCGUUCUCAUCAAGCGUCCCUCUUCUUUCAAGUUCAACGGCGCCUGGUUGUACAAUUACGGUAUUGGGAUUCACCUGAUCGAGAAUCCAGACAGUGAGGAUGUGUUUGAUGCGUGCAUGAAUGAAGUGCGGCCCAUCAACCCAAGGGAUAACCACAUCUCCUUCCAGUGCACGGACGUGGAGCUGGUGAAGAGGAGGCUCGAGGAGCUGGGGAUGAGGUACGUGACGGCGGUGGUGGAGGGGGAUGAAGAAGACAGCAAGGUGGAUCAGGUGUUCUUCCACGACCCAGAUGGCUACAUGAUUGAGCUCUGCAACUGCGAGAACAUCCCAAUCCUCCCCAUCUCGUCCUGCUCCUUCAAGCCUCGUGGCCAGAGCUUCAGCUUCAAGAAGCCUCCAGCCAAAUGCGGAUUGUUCAUGGAGAACGUGAUGAUGGAGAGCUUGAGCAUGGAGUUGUUGAACUUCUCCUUCUAAUUCCAUUUCCUUUUGUCAGCCCGUCCUUCUUCAUUUACACACCAUUUCAGAACACACAAAACAUUAUAAGUUGUUUGUUGAUUCCAACCAUGUCCCAGAGGGCAUUCGUACGUGCUUGUGCAUAUGGUUUGUAAGUAAAAGGCAGACCAAAAAAAAAUAAAAUGUAUUGUCUUUGCUCAGGUUGCAAGAAAUUGUGAUAUAUAUAUAUAUAUAUAUAUAUAUAUGCUUGGUGUUCUUGUGCUGUAAUAUUUACCCUGUACUUUCAACACAGUUGAUUUGCUUCUAUUA